Mytilinidion resinicola is the source of this 1366-nucleotide messenger RNA. RefSeq lists its product as uncharacterized. NCBI's taxonomy places the organism in Eukaryota, Fungi, Ascomycota, Dothideomycetes, Mytilinidiales, Mytilinidiaceae. The transcript has 2 exons. The record is from RefSeq and is a predicted model, not a curated record. Bases 1 to 1182 code for a protein of 393 amino acids.
AUGACUACCCACGUAUCGUACCGAAACGCCCUCAAGGCUGGAUUAAUGGCACCAGACGACUUCGACACUACUGGUAGUCUCUUCUUGGCGUACGCGUACCCUGAGCACGCAAUGUGGCUCGAGGACUGGGUCUCCUUUUUCCUCAUCAACUUCUUUUUCCUCCACGCCACCAUCUACCUCUUCUGCCGCUUCGCUGGCAUAGUCCCAGCAAAGCGUGACCGCUUCCGCUCGAAGAUGGACCAAUUCCUCGCCUCUUUCGCCGCUUUUGUCAUCAUCAAGGGCCAUGUCGUUGGCUGCUUCUCCGCGCUCCCAUUCCUCAAUCGGCACGUCGUGUCCCCCCUCGUCGUCGCCCUCACGGCCAUCUUUGGAGCUUUUGUCACCGCCCUCAGUGUCCUUUUCGAAGCCUUCGUCGCCGCCCUCUCGGUCCUUUUUGUCGCCCUUGAUGCCACGCUUUCUGCCCUUUAUGAAGAAUUCAUCACGAACGUCUCCGCCUUCGUCGACGACAUCCUCACCACCCUCCGCGUCGUCACUUGGAUCGUUAAAAACACCGACGCCGCCCUUUUCAUCCUCAUCAUCGCCAUCAUCCUAGCCCUCGUCGUCGCCACCCUCGCCCAUGCCUUCUGGACCGACCCGUUCCGCUCCCGACCGAGGAUCGCGUGCUACCACUGCAACCGCCAGAUCCGCCCCUCCGCGCUGCACCUCUUUGCCCUCGCCGCCACCGGCACCAAGACGACGUGCUCGCACGCUUGUGCGGCUGAAGUCGCCUUUUCCCGCGAGCUGCACUACGCCUCAUGCCACCCAGACGUGGACGUCAACUUCCGCGUCUGUGUGGCACGGGGCGUAGUUGGUGGGCUCGAGAAGUGGGAGAAGUUGGAGGAAGCGGAGAGCGCGUGGGUGGAGAAGGGGGUGAUGUCCCGGGAGAGGUGGGAGAAGAACCGCGCGCUGAGGGCACCGUUCCGGGCAGAGUUGGCGUUCAGGCACAACUUGUGGCUUUUGGGGGCUCUUAAGGCCAUUAUCGUGGGCUUGUUCGUGGCCGCGGCGUGGCAGGGGACGUGGGAGGUGUUGGAGGAGGUGUUUGAGAUGUUGUGGGAGGCUUCGUGCUUGUCGUGGCAGCUGGUGGCUUGCUUUUGUUGGUUUGGGUGGUUGAUCUGCGGCGUCUUUGGGGAGUUUUUCGGGUUCUAGUGGACGUCUUGGGGCCUUUCUUCUUGUUUUUAUGACUUUAUGGACCCCCUAGGAGUGGUUGCGGUAGCAGCUACGACACGUAGGGGCUUUAGGGAUAGUAUGGGGUUUUGUUACUUGUUUGAACUUCAUUCAAUGGCUGUGAAUACUACUUGGAAAUGACUGCUAUCUUUAUCUCGGAUUGUAC